AUGAAGAUAAAAAUUUCCAUCGAAAUUAGUCUUUCGCUCCUAUCUGAAUACAACAAAAGAAACGGAAACUGUAUUAGUAAUAUGCUUGAAUUUGGAGAAGAACGGAGGGGUGAGGUCAUUGUGAAGCGGUUUUGA
Messenger RNA from Saccharomyces mikatae IFO 1815, 135 nucleotides. RefSeq lists its product as uncharacterized. Bases 1 to 135 code for a protein of 44 amino acids. The record is from RefSeq and is a predicted model, not a curated record. NCBI's taxonomy places the organism in Eukaryota, Fungi, Ascomycota, Saccharomycetes, Saccharomycetales, Saccharomycetaceae. The transcript has a single exon.